This is a messenger RNA of Neofelis nebulosa (Clouded leopard), 6040 nucleotides long. RefSeq names its product tripartite motif containing 67 (gene TRIM67). Gene Ontology annotation, molecular function: zinc ion binding; protein binding. NCBI's taxonomy places the organism in Eukaryota, Metazoa, Chordata, Mammalia, Carnivora, Felidae. The record is from RefSeq and is a predicted model, not a curated record. The coding region runs from base 906 to 3257 and encodes 783 amino acids. The transcript is spliced from 10 exons.
AGGAAGUGGCGGCGGCGGCGGCAGGAAGGCGGGGAGGGGAUUCCCGAGCCAGCCGGGCGCUCGCCCUCCGCCCGCCGGCUGCAGCGUCGCGCGGCCAAGGUCAGAGGCUCCGCCGCCGCAGCAGCAGCAGCAAACCAGAUCAGCGGGUCAAUCCUUGCCGCGGAGGGGAAAAGCCCCAGGGCGCAUUUGGUUCGCACCAGCAGCCACCAGGGAGGGAGGCGAGAGAAGGUCUCCGAGCCUGCUGGGCCCCACCGAGACAGUCGCGGGCGCAGCGACCCGGCACGGCAGGUGGCCGCCUCUCAGUCUGCGCUCCAGGAGCUGGGGCGGCACUUUGAGCUCUGGGCGCUGUCCGUCGCCUCGUGGUGCUGAACCCAGCCCCACGGCCAAGGGGCCUGCUCACCCGCCUUCUCGCCUACUGAUCGCUCCGAUUGGGGCAGGACAGGGGCAAAAGGGAGCCCCUGGGCAGCUGCCCACUGGAGCCGAGGGGUUGAAACAGGACAGCUAAGAAACGGCAGCCUGGCCGCUGCUCCUGAUGUGCAUAGGAGACGCGCGCUGCAGCCGGCGGCGGCGCUAGUGCUGAUUCAUCACCUAGAGCUCCUCACAGGCCAUCGCGAGGGCAGCGGACUGACUCUGGACUCUGGCCGCAGGUUGAAGCCGCUGGCGCAGGAGCCCCGCGGGUAGGAGGUGAGGACCCCUUCCCUGCUCUUGCCCCCAGUCGUCCUAGGGCGGUGGCGCCAGGACACAGAGAGGGGCGUGCCCCCAGGCUGUGAAGUGGUCAUGCCUGUGUAAUGCCCUCGCCUGCAGUCUCUCCGGUGCUGACCACGCUUGGUCCCCUCCUCCGCCUGUCUCUGGAGCUUGGGCCGUUCCAUCUCCCACCCUGAGCACCUCGGUCUGUUCGCGCCGCGAUGGAGGAGGAGCUGAAGUGCCCUGUGUGCGGCUCCCUGUUUCGGGAGCCCAUCAUCUUGCCCUGUUCCCACAACGUCUGCCUUCCUUGCGCUCGUACCAUCGCCGUGCAGACCCCGGACGGUGAGCCGCACCUGCCCCAGCCGCUCCUGCACUCCCGGGGCUCGGGGCUACCCGCCGGCGCCGCCGCGGCACCCCCUCUGGACCACGACGCGGCGGCUGGCCCGGCCUGCAGCGGCGGAGGCGGGAGCGCAGCUGGCGGCCUGGGCGGCGGUGCGGGCGGUGGCGGGGACCACGCGGACAAGCUGAGCUUGUACAGCGAGACAGACAGCGGUUAUGGUUCCUACACGCCGAGCCUCAAGUCCCCCAACGGGGUUCGCGUGCUGCCCAUGGUGCCCGCGCCGCCAGGCUCCUCGGCCGCCGCGGCCCGGGGUGCCGCCUGCUCUUCGCUGUCCUCGUCCUCUUCAAGCUCCAUCACGUGCCCGCAGUGCCACCGCAGCGCUUCCCUGGACCACCGAGGCCUGCGCGGCUUCCAGCGCAACCGGCUGCUCGAGGCCAUCGUGCAGCGGUACCAGCAGGGCCGCGGGGCCGCGCAGGGGGCGUCCGCAGCCUCUGCAGUGGCCAUCUGCCAGUUGUGCGACCGCACCCCGCCGGAGCCGGCUGCCACGCUAUGCGAGCAGUGCGACGUCCUCUACUGCGCUGCUUGCCAGCUCAAAUGCCAUCCAUCCCGGGGACCCUUCGCUAAGCAUCGCCUGGUGCAGCCGCCGCCACCACCCGCGCCGGCGGAGGCAGCCUCAGCAUCCCCGGGCGCGGCCCAGGGCGCCCCCAGCGGAGGUGGCGGCUGCAAGAGUCCGGGGGGCGCGGGGGCUGGAGCGGCGGGGGGCAGCGCCGCCCGCAAGUUCCCUACGUGCCCCGAACACGAAAUGGAGAACUACAGCAUGUACUGCGUGAGCUGCAGAACCCCGGUGUGCUAUCUGUGCCUGGAGGAGGGCCGUCAUGGCAAGCACGAGGUGAAGCCGCUGGGAGCCAUGUGGAAACAGCACAAGGCCCAACUGUCACAGGCCUUAAAUGGAGUUUCCGAUAAGGCAAAAGAAGCAAAGGAGUUUCUGGUUCAGCUGAAGAACAUCCUGCAGCAGGUCCAGGAAAAUGGACUGGACUACGAAGCCUGCCUGGUUGCUCAGUGUGAUGCGCUGGUCGAUGCUUUAACUCGGCAGAAAGCCAAGCUGCUCACCAAGGUCACCAAAGAGAGAGAGCACAAGCUGAAGAUGGUUUGGGACCAGAUCAAUCACUGCACACUGAAGCUGCGUCAGUCAACCGGGCUGAUGGAGUACUGCCUAGAGGUGAUCAAGGAGAACGACCCCUCUGGCUUCCUACAGAUCUCGGAUGCUCUGAUCAAGCGCGUCCAGGUGUCUCAGGAGCAGUGGGUCAAAGGCGCCCUGGAGCCAAAAGUGUCUGCGGAGUUUGACCUGACCUUGGACAGCGAGCCGCUGCUGCAAGCCAUCCACCAGCUGGACUUCAUCCAGAUGAAAUGUAGGGUGCCGCCCGGCCCCCUGCUGCAGCUGGAGAAGUGUUGCACCCACAACAAUAGCGUCACACUGGCCUGGAGGAUGCCGCCCUUCACCCACAGCCCCGUGGACGGCUACAUCCUGGAGCUGGAUGACGGCGAUGGGGGCCAGUUCCGGGAAGUGUAUGUGGGCAAGGAGACCCUGUGCACCAUCGAUGGUCUUCACUUCAACAGUACCUACAAUGCCAGGGUCAAGGCUUUCAACUCCUCCGGCGUCGGGCCUUAUAGUAAAACUGUAGUCCUGCAGACAUCUGACGUGGCCUGGUUCACCUUUGACCCCAACUCUGGGCACCGGGACAUCAUCUUAUCCAAUGACAACCAGACGGCCACCUGCAGCAGCUAUGACGACCGGGUGGUGCUGGGCACAGCCGCGUUCUCCAAGGGCGUGCACUACUGGGAGCUGCACGUGGACCGGUACGACAACCACCCAGACCCCGCCUUCGGGGUGGCCAGGGCCAGCGUGGUCAAGGACAUGAUGCUGGGCAAGGACGACAAGGCCUGGGCCAUGUACGUGGACAACAACCGCAGCUGGUUCAUGCACUGCAACUCCCACACCAACAGGACGGAAGGCGGUGUGUGCAAGGGGGCCACUGUCGGCGUGCUCCUGGACCUGAAUAAGCACACUCUGACCUUCUUCAUCAACGGGCAGCAGCAGGGCCCCACAGCCUUCAGCCAUGUGGAUGGGGUGUUCAUGCCAGCCCUCAGCCUCAACCGCAACGUGCAGGUCACCCUGCACACAGGAUUGGAAGUACCAACAAACCUGGGGCGGCCAAAGCUGUCGGGCAACUAGCCUCCCGGCCCCAGCUGUUCACCGGCGUCUGGGAAAAGCCCCACCAUCCCUCGCUGAGGUCGAAGGACCCGCGAGGGCAGGACGAUCGCCUUGAGGGGUGCAGCCCAGCAGCCGCUCAGUAUCUUAGAGACGUGUUUUCUUUGGGGGGUGAGAAUAGGUCUGCAGGCCACGCUUGUUGAGGCAGCUGGUUAAUAAGUGGCCACUGGUCGGUGGUGAAGCUGUGUGUGUGUUUCUCUCAUUCCUCCUGGACAUUACGAAUGCUCACAGAGAAGGAACUUUCUCGAGGGAGGGAGAAGGCAUCCGGGGUUUAUGAUUAUGUUUCCUGCCAUCUGUUUUCAAAGCUUGUCUUUUUUGCUGGUGGGGGGGGGGGGGCAAGAGGAGGGCCGACUUUGAGACUGGCAUCCUGAGAGCAGAGGCAGGAAGGCACUUCCGGAAUCCCACUCCCCAAGUGUUGAUUGACCCUUUGCUGGGACACCUCUCUGUCCCGAGGCUGCAGGUUCUCAUCUCCUCCAGGAAAGGUUCUCCUUUUUGCUUUUUUGGUCCUGGAGUCUCCACAACAUUAUGCCCUUGCAGACCUAAUCCAAGGUCAAUAGAAAGGGGCAUUAAUCUUGACCUUCACCAUUCCCACUGACCUUCACCAUUCCCACUGAACUAUUGAGAACCUUUAAAAUGGUUUCUUUUGGUCCUUCAUUAAUCAUCUCUCUCUCUCUCUCUCUCUCUCUCUCUCACACACACACACACACACACACACACACAUCUGCAAAAAUGCAUUCACUCAGUUCUUAGUCCUUAAACACAAAAGAAAACAAUGGAAUUGGAGUGACCACAUGAAGCGUGUCUGCUGGCUGGCAGCUGUCUUCUGGAACUGUAAGCUUGUCUGAGUUGCUCUCUUUCAGGCUUUGGUCCUCCCAGGGGGACCCUGGGGAAGCCUCUUAGAGUCUGCCUACCUUUUCUUCCAGACCUACCCUACUGUCAUCAUCAAAGUAGGAGACAGCCCCCCAUGGCAGUGGUGCCUCUGCCUUGGGAUGGGCAGGUCCUCUAAUGAAGGCAGGAAAUAGCAAUAUCAGCAUGUCCCUUACACCCCAGCCUCCCGGGGUGAGCCUGGCUGUGCCAGAGGCCCAGGCCGAGCCCCCUAGCAGGGCGCCCUCAUGGGCCCAGGAGGUCCCCAUAGAGUCAUUUGCAUCCCUCAGAAACAGAGCUCGCUUUCGGGGGUCUGAUCCCGGAGCCCGCCACAGUCCUGUCCCCAGAGCACCUUCCUGUCCCCUCCUUCUCUUCCUCUUUGUCACCUGCCACCUCCAUUUCCAUCUGGUGGCAAACCUUUCUCCUUUUUAAAAAGAAUAUAUUUUAUCAAGCAUUUUAUUUUUGAGGUUGAGGAGUACCUUGUCCAUUUGCUGGAUUGGAUUUUUAUAAAACUUAGCCCAUAAACCGGCAGCAACUGUGUUUACUCGGUUCUACCUGCUUGUGUAGACACUGCCCUUGUUUUCUGAGCGGCCAAGGCCAAUGCUGUGUAGAUCCUGCCCCCCUAGCAGCAGAUCCUACAAUCCUACCUCAGAGCCCACGCACCCUCGGACCUCGAGGCUGCCUUGUCCCCGCUGUGUGGGCAGACGUGGCCGGCUAGGCCACCUGCCCGGCGUCUUCAGGAGCUGCUUGGUGCUGUUUCGACCUCCGAGCUCGGGUCCUGGCAACCACCUGUGUGUGGAGCUGAGGUCUUGCCUCUUGGUUCUCCGCCAGCGGCGUGGUUUCUCAGGCACCCGGAGGUCUUCCUCGUCCUGUCCCGGACCCCCGCCAGAGCCCUGAGGGGGAUGCAGGCUCCUGCCUGUCCUCCUGCCUGCACCUGCCUCUCCGUUUCACUCCUUAGCCAUAGCUCCGGGUGGACUCAGCUUGCUAGCUGGGGAAGCUUCCUGAAGAUUGGAGGACACAGAGGAGCCACAGCCUUGCUGGGGCUGAUGAAGCAUGGCCGGCAGGUCCAGAUGCAUCGGCUUUGGGAAAAGACUGGCCAGCGUGCCGGGAGUGACACCAGGAGUGAGUGUGCCUGGGGAAGGUGGCAGUGGCUUCCUGUGGUGGGGGCUGGAUGAAAGGCUGGGGAGCUUCCAGAAUCCCCGAAGCUGGGCUCCCCAGGCGGCCCUGGCUCUGCCUCUCCGGAAAGGAGCUGCUGGAGUUCAGCUGGACUUGGUGACACCCUCAGGACAGCCAGCACCGGGGUCAGAGGGAAAUGUGGAACAGGGAGAAGCAGCAGUCCCACAAUGGCGGGGGCGGGGAGGGUCUCUUUAGGAAGAAAAAGGUAAUUUUUCAGAGGGAAGCCGCCAGAACUUGCCGCCUCCCUGCAGGGGUCAGCAGCUCCAGGAGGCCCCGUGAGUGUCCCCAGCAGGCACCUUUCCGGCUUUGCUCCUCCUCCAGGAACCCAGCAGCACCGUGUCAGGCUGUCCUGAAGCCACCUCUCCUGUCCUCAGCACAAAACACCUUUCAGGGACAAGAACGAACCUAGGAGAGAAGGCAGGUCUGUGCCACACUUGUUUUCGAGGGAUCGGCCAAACAAAGAAGGAAUCAUCAACGGCUGUGGCCUGACUUACGUCACCCUCCCAGGAAGCCCCUGGGAUUCGGAGCAGAGGCUACAGGUCGUGAACGUCUCAUUGGCCAUCGAAUUCCCUGUCCCCUUACAAUGUGGUGGCAUUCUUGUACUUAGAAUUGUAUCAGAAUGAUGCUUUUGUUGGGCUGGCUGAGGAAUCACUUGGUGUUUGUCUAUCAAGCAGUUUCAGUGAGAAGAGAAUUCAAAGUAACUUAAA